Penicillium cosmopolitanum is the source of this 849-nucleotide messenger RNA. RefSeq lists its product as uncharacterized. Lineage: Eukaryota; Fungi; Ascomycota; Eurotiomycetes; Eurotiales; Aspergillaceae. Bases 1 to 849 code for a protein of 282 amino acids. The transcript has a single exon. The record is from RefSeq and is a predicted model, not a curated record.
AUGAGUGGAAUACGGCCGAUUUUCUAUGCAUAUGAACCAGAGCUAGCGAGCUCUGGGUCAGAGUAUUCAUCUGAAGCGGAGUCUUCUGCUAGGAGCGAUGCCGAUAGAGACCUUGCUUGCCCAUUUGAUGAGCUUAUUGAAGAAGGGAUGUUGCGAUGUCAAUGGUUAGAAUAUGCCGAUGAGUCGAGCUGCCCGAUUGAACAAUCCACGCUAACCUACGAAGAUUUGAUGGAAAUCUUACCGAGUAUAAGGCAUACGAAUGCAGAUAGCCGCAUCAAACAAGAACUUGCUGACAUGGAGGGUCACGCCUCCGCAAUUCCUGAUGACCUUCGAACACUAAUUCAAAAGACUCACCCCGGAACAUCUCAUCGCGUCGUACUUUCAAAUUACGAUACGCGUGGCCUUGUAUGGACUGGACUAAUCGGCCCAGGAGUUAUGAUGAUCGACCUCUUCAACAGGAAGAGGAACAGUGCCGCCUUGCAUGUUUCCGAAGUAUCUCGAGCAGUUUAUCGUCAUUUCUAUCCAUUGCAGUUCCUCAGAUAUAUCUUCAUAUUGGGCGUUGUAAAUGAGCAAACAAUUUCUUGUAUUAAGGAUGAUCUCUACGGCGCCAACGGGGAUGAUAACUUGCCAGCAGGAUGGCCGAGUGGUAGUUGUUUACAGGAGUGGAAUCAUAGCACCCCGCAGUUUUACGCCUUGAUGGGCACCAGAAUCGGCAAGACAGUUGUCUCGAUCUUGCUAAGUGCGUUCCCUCGAGGCACUCGGCGAGUUGGAAAAAUCGCUACCUGGCCGUGUGGAUCCGCUGCUAAUAUACGAUUUGAUCUGGAUGUUUUUGUGCCUGCUGACAAUUAG